Molecule: messenger RNA, 2087 nt
Organism: Asparagus officinalis (garden asparagus)
Lineage: Eukaryota; Viridiplantae; Streptophyta; Magnoliopsida; Asparagales; Asparagaceae
Product: cysteine--tRNA ligase, chloroplastic/mitochondrial
Exons: 8
Coding region: 733-1941 (402 amino acids)
Biological process (GO): cysteinyl-tRNA aminoacylation
Cellular component (GO): cytoplasm
Molecular function (GO): cysteine-tRNA ligase activity; ATP binding
Source: RefSeq, a predicted model, not a curated record
UUACAAGUUUGCUAUAAAUUAAUUACAAGACUUGUAACUAAUUUAUUAUACAAGUAGAAGAACUUAACUACAAACAAAAAUAGUAAUAAUCAGAGAGAAAGUGUAAGAAAACGAAGCAGUAAUAAUUGACAAACAAAUACUGGAAGGAGUUAUUUCAGCUUACAACACCCGAUGACCGUAGCAAGCUACCAAAAGAAAAUUAGCAUUAAAAAAGAUGAGCAAAAUAAAGGAUUAUGAACUUAAAAGAAAAAAGAGGAGAACAGUAAUCAGAAUAGAGGAGGUCGGGGAGGCGAGCUUAAAAGAAAAAGAAAGAAGAGAAAAAGAAAGAAAACAAAGGCGAGAAGACUCAGAAGAGAAGAAAUGAAGAAGAGAUACCGCGCUGGAGAUUCACGAAGUCGAGACGAAGUCGAGGCGACGAAGAGGCGACGAAAUCGAGGCGACGAAGAGCCGAAGAUGUCGAUACGACGAAGAGCCGAGGCGACGUAGUCGAGGCGACGAAGAGGCUUGAAGGUUAGGAUCCACGAAGGUCCGAGGCGACGAAGUCGAGGCGGCGAAGAUUCUUCGUCGCUGGAGAACAGCCACCAGAGUGAUUUAGGGCUUGAAGAUCAUGAUCCACGAAGGGCACCUGAGUUCUGCACUUUUGGAAUUAUGUAGAUAAUUGCUAGAGCAAAUGAAUUGGGGGAAGAUCCUUUAAGCUUAAGCAGCCGCUUUUGUGAUGAAUUUCAUGCUGACAUGGCUUAUCUUCAUUGCCUGCCUCCUUCCGUAGAACCUCGGGUCUCUAAUCAUAUGGACCAGAUUAUAGACAUGAUUAAACAGAUAUUUGACAAUGGCUGUGCAUACAAGAUAGAUGGGGAUGUCUACUUUUCUGUUGAUAAAUUUUCUGCUUAUGGUCGAUUAUCUGGUCGCAAACUAGAGGAUAAUAGAGCAGGAGAGAGGGUUGCCUUGGACUCUAGAAAGAAAAAUCCUGCUGAUUUUGCUCUGUGGAAGUCUGCUAAGCCAGGGGAGCCGUAUUGGGAGAGCCCGUGGGGCCCAGGAAGGCCAGGAUGGCACAUAGAGUGCAGUGCAAUGAGUGCAGCUUAUCUGGGCUACUCUUUUGACAUACAUGGUGGAGGGAUGGACCUUGUAUUCCCACACCAUGAGAAUGAAAUUGCUCAGAGUUGUGCUGCUUGUAGAUCAAGCAGCAUAAGUUAUUGGAUCCACAAUGGUUUUGUUAAUGUUGACUCAGAGAAAAUGUCAAAAUCACUGGGGAACUUCUUUACAAUACGCCAGGUCAUAGAUCUCUACCAUCCAUUGGCUUUGAGACUUUUCUUAAUUGGUACACACUACAGAUCCCCUAUCAACUACUCAAAUGCUCAGCUUGAGACUGCAUCAGACCGAUUAUUUUACAUCUUUCAGGCUUUGCAUGAUUGUGAAGAGAUCUUGAGGCAAAAUAGUGAAAUAAAUCUUGAGGAUUUUCCACCUAAGGACACUUUGGAUUGCAUUACUCGAUUUCGUUCAGAGUUUGAGUAUUCAAUGACUGAUGACUUGCACACUCCAGUAGCAUUGGCUGCACUCUCUGAGCCUCUGAAAAUAAUUAAUGAUCUCCUUCAUACUCGUAAGGGAAGGAAGCAGCAAAAAAGAAUAGAAUCUAUUUCCGCUAUCGAGAAGGAAAUCAAGAAUUCUUUGACUAUUCUUGGAUUGAUGCCUUCAAGUUAUCAUGAGCUUUUACUUCAGCUCAGAGAAAAGGCUCUAAAGAGAGCGGGACUCACUGAAGAACAAGUGCUAGAGAAAAUAGAUGAGAGGAGUUCAGCAAGAAAGAACAAGCAAUACGAGAGGUCCGACGAGAUCAGAAGGGAGUUGGCUGCCGUUGGAAUUGCUCUCAUGGAUGGACCCGAGGGAACGACUUGGAGACCUGGAAUUCCUCUUGAUAUCCAAGAAAAAUUAGCUUCGGUUUCUCAGUAGUCUCAAGGUUCUUCAUCUGAGAUUUAUUGAGGUCGAGAUAGUGCAAUCUCGAUGUCACUUAUUGAUUUUGAUAUGUUAAGUAUGUUUUUUAAUCUGUUUACAUGUAUAACAUGUAUAAUUAUAAAUGAAUAUUUUUUGUGAUAGCA